This is a messenger RNA of Electrophorus electricus (electric eel), 1319 nucleotides long. NCBI's taxonomy places the organism in Eukaryota, Metazoa, Chordata, Actinopteri, Gymnotiformes, Gymnotidae. The record is from RefSeq and is a predicted model, not a curated record.
AUGGCGGCUUCCAAAUUUAACAAUGCGAUCACACUAUCUGCACUUCGACACACCUCGGUAACGACGUUGAACGUUUUGUGCGUGUCUACAUCCUGCAUUACGGACCAGUUCAAAUACAGCUACCCACCCCUCCCUGAUGACGACUUCCAAUCUCCCAUAUGUGAAAAUGGACCAAUUGUCAGCGAGGAUGAGAGUGAGGCGAAAGAGGCAGAGUCAGAAUGUAGAGAUAGCCUGGAGUCGAGUUUUAAUACAGAGCAUGGCAUCAGACUCAAGAAGGUAAAUUUCAUGGAAGAUGUUGCAAAGCAAGAUGAUGUAGAUAGGGCAGACAUUUCGAACAGGCAGAAAGGGGCCAGGAGACCUUUGACCACCUUCAAGGGCACACUACUGCACGUCAGUCCAUCUGAGGAACUCAGUUUUGGUUCUAGAGAUACAGAGAGAAAAUGUCUGGUCAUCCUCCACAACGUGACCAAAAACCAUGUGGCGUUCAAGGUGCGAACGACAGCUCCAGAGAAGUACCGUGUGAAGCCCAGCAGUAGCAGCUGUGAGACAGGGGCCAAUGUUGACAUUGUGGUCUCUCUGCAUGGAGGUUACCAGGCCUCUCCUCAGGACCGCUUCCUGGUCAUGGCUGCUGAGAUGGAAGCAAAUGUAAGUGCAGGCUCCCUGGAUCUCGCCCAGUUCUGGAAGGAAGUUCCCAAAGCAAAGAUCAUGGAGCACAGACUUCGGUGUCAUAUUCUUGAGAGUCCUAAGUCUAUUCUGAGUAAUCUGAGUGACACUUCGUUAGGCACGCCUACCACUGACACCCAAGAUCUCCACAUGACAUUAAUGCGAGUCAUGGCCAGUAACUCCCGCCUGGAGCAGAAGGUGGACAUGUGUUUAUGGUUGCAGAAGGUUCUCCUCUUACUGGCAUCAGUGUUGCUGGCUUUCAGCUUCUCCACCAUCUACUUACUGUGGACAUCAUAAUUUCUUCCCCCCACCCUCAGUAGAACUGCAGGACCAUCAGGCUCAGUCAAUCAGAGCUUACCGUGCAGCAACACUGGUCAGUCUGCUGCUGUGGCAGUGUGCCUUACUAAACAGACCGUCAUAAGAGCCGAUUCCUGCCCAAGCAGUGCCACGUUCGCCAGGCAUGCUGGAUAAGGCAACCUUCUCUCACCUGUUCUUGCAUCUAACCAUGGCGAGCAGACUGUGAUUUAAAGAUUAAUCAUGUAUUUUUAUUACUCAUCAUGAAGUAAUGACAUUUAAUUUAUAAGUGGUGUAAUGUAGCUUGUAUAGUAAUUAUUUAACAAUAGAAAUACUUUGUGAUCAAUUGUAUGAACAUUGAA